AUGGGAAGAGACAUCCUCAUUAAACUGGGGACCACCCUUGUGAUGGGAAGCUUUUCAGCCCCUAGGGCCCUACAGCUUCUGAUUACUACUGAAGAAUCCAUUACACCUUCUCCAAUAGAGAGAGAACAAAGACUAUGGGAGGACAAAAUUAACCCCCAGGUGUGGGACCAGGGGAUUCCUAGACGAGCCCACCAAGCUGAACCGGUCAUCAUUGUCCUCCGAAUUCCCACUCGGUUUCCUAACCGGAAACAAUAUCCUCUCAAAAGAGAGGCUCAAGAGGGACUACAGGCUUUAAUAAAUAAAUUCCUUGCUUGUGGGCUAUUGGUCUCCACCAGUUUGCCAUGUAACACCCCAAUACUCUCAGUAAAGAAAAAGGAUGAAACUUGGCAAAUGGUUCAAGAUCUCCAGAUCAUAAAUGAAGCGAGGCUUGAUCCAACCGCCCAAGGCUGGCCCCCCUGCCUUCGAAAUCUUGCGGGUAUUGCAAUCAUGAUAGAAGAUGCUUCAAAACUCUCCUUUGUGGGCAAACCAACUAUUUUUAUCAGCCACCAAAGCUAUAACACGGUCCAGUCGAGACCCGAGAGCAAUUCCCUGGGGAACAUAUUCAUCAGUCAGCUGCAAGAAGCUCUGGCCCAGCUUUGGGAGGACCGGCAAGUGCGUGUCCUGAUCUUCAGGAGUGGACUGAAGGGUGUGUUCUGAGCAGGUGCAGACCUGAAGGAGCGGGAGCAGAUGAGUGAGACAGAAGUGGGGGUCUUUGUCCAGCGGCUCCGAGGUCUGAUAACUGAGAUUGCAGCCUUCCCUGCACCCACCAUUGCUGCUGUGGAUGGAUUUGCCUUGGGUGGAGGCCUGGAACUUGCCCUGGCCUGUGACCUCCGAGUGGCAGCUUCCUCGGCUGUCAUGGGGCUGAUCGAGACCACCCGAGGGCUCCUCCCAGGAGCAGGAGGGACUCAGAGGCUGCCUCGAUGCCUGGGGGUGGCCCUGGCGAAGGAGCUCAUCUUCACGGGCCGACGACUGAGUGGGGCGCAGGCCCAGGUUCUGGGGCUGGUGAACCACACUGUGGCCCAGAAUGAGGAGGGCAACACUGCCUACGGCUGGGCCCGAGCCCUGGCCCAGGAGAUCCUGCCCCAGGCCCCCAUCGCUGUGCGGCCGAGCAAAGUUGCCAUUGACCGAGGAAUAGAGGUGAGAGGGUUCUGGGUCGGAACUUAGUGUCUGCUGAGGUCAGUGGGGUGGCUGGGAGGCAGUGCUUUCAGGGCACACAGAUGGGCAGCACAGCUGGGAAGAACUCAGGAAUCGGGCUCUUCCUACAGACUCUGAGCCUGACCUCUCUCUUUGUGCCUUAGUU
Messenger RNA from Odocoileus virginianus texanus, 1339 nucleotides. NCBI's taxonomy places the organism in Eukaryota, Metazoa, Chordata, Mammalia, Artiodactyla, Cervidae. The record is from RefSeq and is a predicted model, not a curated record.